Varanus komodoensis (Komodo dragon) is the source of this 5462-nucleotide messenger RNA. RefSeq names its product leucine rich repeat containing G protein-coupled receptor 4 (gene LGR4). NCBI's taxonomy places the organism in Eukaryota, Metazoa, Chordata, Lepidosauria, Squamata, Varanidae. Gene Ontology annotation, cellular component: membrane. Gene Ontology annotation, biological process: G protein-coupled receptor signaling pathway. The record is from RefSeq and is a predicted model, not a curated record. Gene Ontology annotation, molecular function: protein binding; protein-hormone receptor activity; G protein-coupled receptor activity. The transcript is spliced from 18 exons. Bases 592 to 3450 code for a protein of 952 amino acids.
UGUGUGCAACCCUAGAAGGCAACAGAAGGCAGCCUGGCUGGCCGGCUGGCUGCUCGCAAGCGAAGCGGCAGAGUGGAGUGGAGCAAGGAAAGGGGCAAGCGAGUGCUAGAAUGGCUGAAGGGUUAACUUCCUAGAGGAAUUGCGCUGCACGCGGGGGCGUCGCAAGGGGAGUUUGGAGACUGCAAUGGCAGAGCCCAGCGGGGCACGUUAUUACCUGCUCAUUGGAGAUGAUUGACGACGAGCUGCCGCCUUUCCAUGGAGCUGGGAGGAAGGAAAGCUGCUGCUGAAGCGUCGGCUCCUUGUGCGGCGGGGGGAUUUCGCUGAGGGGGAAAGGAAAAGGAGACUCGCGCUUUGGCCAGCCAAACGCCUAGUGCUGAGGUGGGAAGCGAGGCAGCCCGCCAGCCAGCCAGCCGGCCGCGAUAAGAAGAGCUCCGUUCAGCCGCAGGGCCCGGCGAGAAGGGGGAGAGAGAGCACGCAUACGCGGGGCUUGGCCCUUUCCCCCGAGGGGACCGCAGCAGGCGGCCGCUGCUGCCUGGAGCGCGCGAGCGACCCUUGGCAGGUCCUGCGAGGAGGACGAGGAAAGGGCUCGCCAUGCGCUGCCUGGCUCUGCUCGGCUUCUUCGCCUGGGGCUUCGGGAGUCUUGCUGGGCCCAACGGAGGAGCUUCCCCUCCUCCCUGCCCGGCUUCCUGCAGCUGCGAUGGGGACGGGGGAGUGGACUGCUCCGGGAGGGGGCUCACCGCCGUGCCGGAGGGACUCAGCGCCUUCACCCACUUGCUGGACAUCAGCAUGAACAAUAUAACAAGAUUACCAGAGGAUGCAUUCAAGAAUUUCCCUUACCUUGAGGAACUACGGCUGGCUGGCAAUGACCUUGCUUUUAUUCAUCCAAAGGCCUUGUCUGGGUUGAAGGAACUCAAAGUUCUCAUGCUGCAGAACAAUCAAUUGAAAACCAUUCCCAAUGAGGCCAUCAGGGGACUUGGCGGGCUCCAGUCCUUGCGCUUAGAUGCUAACCACAUCACUGCUGUGCCAGAAGACAGUUUUGAAGGCCUAGUUCAACUGCGUCACCUGUGGCUAGAUGAUAACAGCUUGACUGACGUCCCAGUGGUUCCUCUCAGCAAUCUUCCAUCCCUGCAAGCCUUGACCUUGGCUCUCAACAAAAUAACCAGCAUCCCAGACUUUGCAUUCACAAACCUCUCAAGCCUUGUUGUGCUGCAUCUCCAUAACAAUAAAAUAAAAACAUUAGGACAUCAUUGUUUUGAUGGAUUAAACAACCUAGAAAUUUUGGACUUAAAUUAUAACAACAUGGCAGAAUUUCCUGAAGCAGUUAAAGCCCUUCCAAGCCUAAAGGAGCUGGGAUUUUACAGCAAUUACAUUUCUAGCAUCCCUGAUAAUGCAUUUGUAGGAAACCCAUUUCUAAGAACUAUACAGCUGCUUAAUAACCCAUUAUCCUUUGUUGGGAAUUCUGCUUUUCGAAACUUAUCGGAUUUGCAUUCCCUGGUAAUUCGAGGGGCCAGCAUGGUACAGUGGUUUCCUAACUUAACAGGAACAACCAAUUUGGAAAGUCUGAUUUUUACAGGCACCAAAAUAAGCAGCAUUCCCAUUGAUCUGUGCCAAGAACAAAAGAUACUUCGGACUUUGGAUUUGUCUUAUAAUAACAUAAAACAACUUCCAAGUUUUAAAGGCUGCAGUUCCCUGAAAGAAAUAUAUUUGCAGCAUAAUCAAAUUGAGGAAAUCAGAGAAGAUGUAUUCCAGGGACUCACUUCUCUACGUACCCUUGAUCUCAGCAGAAACUUGAUCCACCGGGUGGACAAGGAAGCAUUUAUUACUCUUGGUGCUAUUACCAACCUAGACUUAAGUUUCAAUGCAUUGACUUCAUUUCCAACUGGAGGCCUGAGCAGGUUAAACCAACUUAAACUAGUAGGCAAUACUGAACUGAAGGAAGCCCUGCCAGCAAAGGACUUUGUAAAACUCAGAUCUCUGUCAGUCCCAUAUGCCUACCAGUGCUGUGCCUUCUGGGGUUGUGACUCUUACUUAAACUCCAACAGCGACGAUUCCAACCACCAAGAUCAGAAUCGGUCUGUUACUCACGACCAGGGUGCACCAGACGUAGAUGACUUAAGCAGUGAUGAAAAUGAAGAACUUGGUCAGACAAUCAUUCACUGUACUCCCACAACAGGUGCAUUCAAGCCCUGUGAAUACUUACUUGGAAGCUGGAUGAUCCGUCUUACUGUCUGGUUUAUUUUUUUAGUCGCCUUGUUCUUCAACAUGCUUGUCAUGUUAACUAUAUUUGCUUCUUGUACUUCACUGCCUUCCUCCAAACUGCUCAUAGGAUUGAUUUCAAUGUCUAACCUAUUUAUGGGGGUCUACACUGGUAUAUUAACCUUCCUGGAUGCAGUGUCUUGGGGAAGGUUUGCUGAAUAUGGCAUCUGGUGGGAGACAGGCAGUGGCUGUAAAGUUGCAGGGUUUCUGGCAAUCUUCUCUUCGGAAAGUGCAGUUUUUUUCCUAAUGUUAGCUGCUAUUGAGAGGAGCUUAUCUGUGAAGGAAAUAAUUAGAAAGGGUAAAUGCAAUAACCAAAAACAGUUUCGAAUUGCAGCCAUUUUUGCUUUUCUGUGUGCAUUGAUAUCAGGAUGUUUGCCACUUUUCCAUAAGGGAGAGUAUUCUGCAUCACCUCUUUGCCUGCCCUUUCCAACAGGAGAAACCCCCUCCUUGGGCUUUACAGUUACAUUAGUGCUCCUAAAUUCAUUAGCUUUUUUGCUUAUGGCUAUUAUUUAUACCAAACUUUAUUGCAACCUAGAAAAGGAAGACCUCUCUGAAAACUCACAAGCCAGCAUGAUUAAACAUGUUGCUUGGCUAAUCUUCACCAACUGCAUCUUUUUUUGCCCUGUUGCCUUUUUCUCCUUUGCUCCACUCAUCACUGCAAUCUCUAUUAGCCCUGAAAUAAUGAAAUCUGUCACUCUGAUAUUCUUCCCACUGCCUGCUUGUUUGAAUCCAGUCUUGUAUGUGUUCUUCAACCCCAAGUUCAAAGAAGACUGGAAAUUACUGAGAUGGCACAUCACAAAGAGGAAUGGGACUGGAACAGUUGCUGUAAAUACACAGGGUGGCCAUGGGACACAAGAUUUCUACUAUGACUGUGGCAUGUACACACACCUGCAGGGCAACCUUACAAUGUGUGAAUGCUGUGAAUCACUACUUAUAUCUAAGCCCAUACCAUGCAAACACUUAAUAAAGUCCCAUAGUUGUCCUACCCUGACGGUAGUACCUUGCCAAAGGCCAGAGAGCUACUGGUCAGAUUGUGGUACCCAGUCUGCCCAUUCCGAUUAUGCUGACGAAGAGGAUUCUUUUGUGUCGGACAGUUCAGAUCAAGUACAGGCCUGUGGACGAGCUUGUUUUUAUCAGAGCAGGGGCUUCCCGUUGGUCCGUUAUGCCUACAACAUCCCGAGGAUUAAAGACUGACCAGCUUUACAGCAAACCAUGAGUUAAAAGGAGGAACUAUGAUGCUUCCUUUAUAUGGACUAUGCCUGUUUCAAUCUUUCACCUGGAAGCACUUUUAUAAUCAACAUUUGAUGUUAGUUAUAAACAAGGGCUAUAGAGAUCUUGAGCUAUGUGUUUGAAAAAGAGCUGUUGCUCUUAAUGUAAAUAAUUGGAAACCCAAAAUUUAUAAUCCAUUUUUUACUUUUUUCCAGACAACUUUAUAUUAUGUUUAUGUUCUUAGGCUAUUUUUCCAUGUUAUUAUCCAAUUGUAACUUACUGCUUCUGUUGUGAUGUGAAUUCUGUCAGCUUUUCCAGUUAAGCACAGUACAACAGAAAGCUAAAUCUAAGGGGGCAAAAAUCCUGUUGCUAACUUUUGUAUAGCAUUUCUAACUGAAUCUCAGGACAAUUUACUGCAGGGCCAAAACACGGGAAUACUGUUCCCAUAUGCAACUGUGAGACAAAUACAGGCAAAAUGUACUAUUUUUCCAUAAUCCAGCUUUGGCUUAAUUUGUCUGGAAUAAAAAACUGAUUUUCAGUAUAAACUACUUAUCGUGCCUUAUAAUGGAUUCUGGAUGGUUUGGCAUAAUUGUGUUUUUCUUCAUAGUACUGCUUGAUAGCAAGUGGAAACAUUGGGCUCUCACAUGCUGGACAAACGUCAAACUUGCCAAACUUGUGUUCUGUUGUCCUGUGGCUCCAGUCUUUAUUCUUCAUCUCUGGAGCCAUGUUGGAUAUCUGUGUCAUUACUAUGAUUCUGUGGUCUCCAAAGUGUGUAUGGAGCACCAUGCAAAUGGCACUUGUUCUCAUUCUUCAAGCUGGAGAAUUUUCAAGUGUCAUAACGUUCAUUUCAACCUGGAAGUUUUCGGUUGAAGAAAAUGACUUGCUUUCAUAUUCAAGUUGAAGAAUUUUCUACACAUGUACUGGGGGUUUCUUAAUGCAUGUAAGACAAUUCUUAAAAGAGAAUAGGAUGCUCUUUCUGCAAGAUAAAUUCCAUGUGUGGAACCUAAUGUUUUUGUGGACCCCACGGCUUCUCUGGGCAAUGGGUUCGGGCCUCUCCAGAGCAAAUUUUCAGGGAGAUACAGGGGAAAGAGAAAAUCCUAACAUGUUACCAGAAGGCUACCACACGUGCAUAUUGGAUUGCCUCUGAGUUUUUGUGUGUCUUGUGGCAGCAAAAAAGAGGUAUGGCAUAAUAGAUUAACAGCUGUCAAGAGAAAAAAGUGAACUUGUUUAGGAAAAGAAAAUACCACUUGGAAUGAAUUCAUACUAUUGUGUAAUGGAUUGAAUAGGCUUAAGUUAGCAACUUUAAUGGAGUGAAAGAGAUUGGGAUAUUUGAAGACCUAGAAAUAAAACAUGAAAGGUACUCUACAAUAUAGGAACUUCUGCUUUGCUGCCAUUUUACAGUAACUUGGAAGUGGGCUGGCUUUCCUUACAAUUAAAGGAAAGGGGAUAAGAGGAAUCAUUACUUUAGAUUUGAGGGUCUUGUUUCUUAAUUACAAAGGCUGUCCUUGGUUUGAAGUUUGAGCAGCAUACAAUUAAGAAUGCACUCUCAAGCUGAUUCUCAUAGUUGUUGAACAAAUUGUUCAUAGCAAUUCCACUGCCAUACCAGAAAUUCUGGCACAAUUUUUACUAAAUGUUUUAAGCUAGAUUGCAGUUAGGAAAAUUAAACUGUACAUAGUGUGCAUAAACAGAUAUUUUUCUUUGUAUUGUAAAUUAUUUGAUAGAACACAUGAUGGGAAAUGUGGCUUCAGUGCAUUUUGUUAAUUAAAGCUACCUCCUGAAUAUAGCAGCUGCCAGUAGCAGGAUGUUUAAAUUGUGGUUUAUAUACAUUUUUGCAUUGUAAAUAAACAUUGGUUGUACAUUGUUCUUGUAAUAAAACUAGGUGCUUUGUAAAUCAAAAUUAUUUAGCUUGUACAAAAUAUGGAAUGUUUUCAUCCUUGUAUACUAUAAAUUUGUAAGCCUAAAUCAUUCAUAGUAAAAUCAAAGAAAAUUGAGAGCAA